Magallana angulata is the source of this 6047-nucleotide messenger RNA. Its product is annotated as collagen alpha-3(VI) chain-like. Gene Ontology annotation, cellular component: membrane. Gene Ontology annotation, biological process: homophilic cell-cell adhesion. Gene Ontology annotation, molecular function: calcium ion binding. The record is from RefSeq and is a predicted model, not a curated record. NCBI's taxonomy places the organism in Eukaryota, Metazoa, Mollusca, Bivalvia, Ostreida, Ostreidae. The coding region runs from base 147 to 4838 and encodes 1563 amino acids. The transcript has 21 exons.
UUUAACCUUGUAGUUGGGUUUUAAAUGCUUUAAGUUGGUGAUCAACUUCCACAAAAAACGUUCCUAUCUUAGUAAAUCUGAAUGGAUUGAUUAUUCUUCGAUUGUCGCAUAAUUUUAACGACGGUUGGACAAAAAACGUGUUAGUCAUGGAGAAGUCCGACGUUUUCUCCUGCUUCUACAAAGUUUUACUAUGUGGGAUAUUCGUUCAACUCGUUGGAAGCUAUUACCUCUCACAACCAAGCUCUUCCACCAAAUCCUGUCUAUCUGGGCAGUUCAUGACUAUUACUUACGGACGAUGGUACUGCCACAAUGGUACAGCAACCGUCACAACCAGAAUGAAUUCCAAUUGUAACUACAAUACCCAAUGUACCAUAGUCGCAGACAACUCCUGGACUGGAAUCAAUCCUUGUCUUGGAAUUUGGAAAACUCUUUACUGGACAUCUACUUGCUCAGCAAUUUGGGGAGAAUGGAUUUCAUGGUCUAACUGUCCCGUAGACUGUACCACUCACAACCAAUACCGGAACAGACCAUGUCAAAAGCCUAUUUCAUGCGGAUCAGCCCCAACAGAGUACAUUCCUUGUAAACGUUUGGGGUGCUACUCAUCGUCGGAUAUCAGUAGAAACACCCCAAAUAACCUGGUGUACUAUAGUCUGACCACCGACUGUUUUGUUGCCACAGGAAGAACGUCCGUCGCCUUCAGAGCAAGAGCAAACAAUGAUCUUCAUAUCGCCUUGGCGAGUGAAGAUAGCAUAACUAGUGGUACCCAUUAUGAAUUCAUUAUCGGAGGUUGGGCUAACAGCCGAUCCGAAAUAAGAUACGGAAUCAGUUCUACUGUUUGUGAUUCUUAUAGUGGCUCUGUUCUAACCCAAACAUAUUUUGACGAGUUUUGGAUUUCUUGGAUUGGAAAUGACAUCCGUUUUGGCACAGGGAGUACUCCUGGAAGUAAUAUUCGCAUGAGUUGCUAUCAUUCAACUCCAUACGACGUCAAUUUUAUUUGGAUAGAGACAGGAUGGGGUUCCACAGGGGAAUGGAGAUUUCCAAAUGAUGUUGCUUGCAAACAUGUUACUAAUUCCGAUGUCAGCAUUACCACAGAUGACACAUCCUGCAACGGGAGAAGUUACUAUGCUUGCAAUACGGGAUACAAACAUGUCGCGGGAAACACACAACGUACAUGUGGAUUUGGUGGAAUUCUGUCUGGAUAUCCUCUUGUGUGCUCUGUUUCGACAUGUAAAAUUGACAUAGUGUUCAUCGUGGAAGCUUCGGCCUAUACUUCAUCGAUUCAUUCAGCAUUAAUGACAGCUAUUGGCGAUUUGGCGGGAAGUCUACAAAUUUCAACAAGUAAUAUUUUAGCUGGAGUCAUUACAUAUGACGAUACUGUGGACCUAAACAUCGACCUCAAUGACUACUACUCCGCUUCGACACUGGAUAGCUACAUUACAUCAAUACCUAUAUCAAACGCUGCCUCUGCCGUAAACCUGGCUGAAGCUCUGCGAGUAGGAUUUUACGACUUCUUCACAUUAUCCAAAGGAAAUAGAUUCACAGCUUUCAGACACUUUGUUGUGAUUGCAAAAACUUAUUCUUCACAGACAGGUGCCACAGUGGCCGAUCAAAUCAGAAUGAACCUAAAAAAUCAGCUUUUUACGAUUGGAAUUUCUCCAUCAGCCUCUUUAAUCACGGACCUAAAAGCAAUUGCGGGUGACGAUAGCAGACAUUUUGAAGUUAGUUCUACCGAUGAAUUGUAUCCUAAGUUCAACAAUAUUUUUCAGAAAAUCGCCGUUUGUUCUGAUAUGACAUUUGAGCCAUUGACGGCUGAGUGUGAGCUUGAUAUCGUAUUUAUAGUAGAGAGAUACAACUUACGAUACACCAAAAGAUUUCUGGCGGAGUUGCUGGAGAAUAUAACUAUUUCAAGUACUGGCAUUAAAGUCGGUAUGGUUUUAUUUGAUUCUGGGGCGUCAACUGUAUUUAGACUUGACUCUUAUACUUCCUCUGAAUCUGUUCGAAGUGCCAUUGAAUCGAUCUCGGAGACGAAUCAUACCGACCAUUUGGUAGACAAAGGGUUGAUAGAAGCCCGGGACAAUGUGUUUACGGCCGCUAGAGGUGAUCGUGCCGAUGCCAGUAAUUACUACGUGAUUAUUGUUGGACCAUUCGAAAGUUAUCCGGAAGCUGUAGCAAAGGACAUACGGAGUAGUGGGAGCAAUUACAUCUUUUCUAUUCAUAUCGGAAAUCAAUACCAGACCGAAUAUCAGAAGGCCGUGGAUACCUGUGGAGACUACACCAAGUACACUAAUGUGGAUUCUUACGAAAACCUGAUUAACAUUAAAAACGAUAUCCUUCAAAAAAUCACAUCAUGUGAAAGCGUAAACAUAACCAUUCCUGAUUGCCCAUUAGACAUUGUUUUCAUCAUGGAGGAUACAGAUGAACUAAGUGCUACGGAAUUUAACGACAUGAAAAGCUUUUUUGUGAGUUUGGUGUCCCGUAUGGUCAUCGGAGACUCGGCAAUUAAGGUAGGGGUGGUGACUUACGCUGAUGGGGCCACCACUGCUUUCCCGCUGAACCAGUACUCUACAGCCAAUGAAGUCAUUAUGGGGAUCACGAACAUUAACCAGGGAAAUAAUGCAUACAACAGGAGCAGCCGUUACGUGGAUAAAGCCCUGAAAUAUAUCCAGAUGGAAUUCUUUACCACAGGGAAUGGGGACCGUUCAAACGCCGCCAACUACUACAUUCUUCUGACUCAUGGACCUUCUGCUGGAAAUAAAGCUGCUGCAUUUGGAUCAGCGAUCAGAUCCAUAGCCUCCAGUAAUCUCUUCAUCGUUGGUGUAAACAUUUCCUCGAGUGAUGACUCUAAAUUUCUUGAUACUGUGGAUGACGACAAAUACCUGAAGGCCGUCAACUUUUCUGUGCUUCAAUGUAUCAACGAUGUGGUCGUUCCCAAUAUCACUCAGUGUCCAGACUCGGUCACCCCGGCUAGUUUAGUCUCUCCAAGUUGCCAACUUGAUAUCGUUUUUAUCAUGGAAAGGACAGAAACGUCCUCCCAUGAGAACUACGUGUUCCUGAAAAGUUUCUUCUCCAACAUAGCACUGCAGUUGGAUGUAUCCAGUAGCACUAUACGUAUUGGAGUCGUUACAUACGACACAGAUGCAUACACAACAAUCGCCCUGGACGCGUACAUUACACCUACAGAUAUCAGCUACCAGAUUCUGAAAUUACCGGAAGGUACAGGCAAAAGGAACAUGAUCGACACCGCACUGGUUCACACCAAAAAUAACUUCUUCACAGCAGUUAAUGGAGACCGUGCGAGCGCUGCUAAUUAUUAUGUGUUCGCCAUAGACGGAGUAAGAAGUGGCGCCUCUAUCCAGGCGGAAUAUAUUAUGAAAGGAUGGCCCAGCACUGUGUUUGCUAUUGAUAUAAACAGUGGUUAUGAAAAAGAGUAUAGAAGAACAGCGGGGGAUAAUAGUCGAUAUUUUUAUGCAUCUUCUUAUGCGAAUUUAUCCGCCAUCGAGUCUGACGUCAUCGCAGCCAUUACGAAAUGUCCUGUGCCACAACCAGUGACGACAACUGACGGUUCUCUUAUGUACGCUGAUGUUUCUGCCCCCUGCUUGAACAGUCUCAUUUAUCUUUAUCCGGAGGACCUAACAGAAGAAAAAGAUGGCGGACUAAAUACGAUGUACUUGAUGACUGAUUUUGUGUAUACCAUAACAAGUUGUUCACGCAUCACUUCUUGGGAAUUCUCCCAUUGGAAAUCUGGAUACAUUGACUUCAUGGUCUGGAGGCCAAGUGGUAGUAAUUAUAAACUGGUGGCUUACAACACUAUCUAUGUUUCAGGUAAAAAUACCACAACAUACACAGUGGUUGAGUACGAGAGGAUCGCCGUUCUUCAAGGUGACCUCAUAGGAUGGCGAAGCAAGGGAGAUAACUUAGUUACAAGUGGACCGUGUUUAGGACCAUGUGCGGAGGGAUACAAAGCGUCACCAAACAAUGUUCAAAUCGGAGAGGAGUUCGAUUGGACAAACUCGGGCACGUCGAUCAAUGGAACUGCAUAUGCUAUUAAAGCAUGCCUUGAGGACAAUGAAGCUAUAUCUUUCCCCACAACGACACUCAGCGCUAAGAUACCUGAUCACUUACCUGUUGGAUCUUUUGUUACGUUACUUGAGCCAGACGGCGCAGACUACGCUGAAGUCGUAAAUUAUACCGUCUUGCAACUCUCGUCGUAUCCAAAUUCUAUGGAAUAUUUUAAUGUUGGAGAAACAUCAGGCCAAAUUACAGUGGCUAAAAGGUUUGUGAAAGCCAAAGUGAAAAGUGAUUAUGCUUUCCUUAUCAGGGCUAAAGAUUCUUGCAAUACCACUGCAACAGCGACAAUUUCUAUUCAAACACAGAAUAUGCCCCCUGAAGUCCUUGGUAUGCCAAAUAUAAUCUCCAUAACCGAGGAAACCGAGGGAGAUAUAGUAUUGUAUACAACAAUUGUGGAAGAUCCAAGAGGGGAUAGCGUUUGUUGUUCAUUAGAGAGUACGUUACCCAAGACUAACAAUUUCGUGGUUUUCGGCAAUGACACAGGUUUCCGUGUCAACUAUUCCAUCAUGGCCAGCGACGCACCUGCGUUUUCUUACAGACAAUAUAAUUCUUACAUCGUAAAGUUAUGUUGUGACGACGACGAAGACAAAUCUACAGGAGUACUUAUUGUUAACAUCAAGAAACCAAACAAAACAACAACGUAUGAGCCGCCGGGAUGGUUCAUGGUCUCAAUAGGAAUAUCAUUAGCCCCUAUUUUCCUUAUGGCAUUUAUGGCAUGUGUUGUGCUUGUACAAACUAUGUUUGUACCAGAAGAAUUGAAGAAAAAAUAAGAUAUUGUUAUUACUUUGAACUUUGGAAUACAGCUGUAUGACAAGAGAUUUUUUAUGUUUUGUAAAUAAAAGUUGGUAAACAAAAUUGAAUUUUAUAUAAAGUAAUGUAGUAUUUUCCUGUAUUAUGUAUUUCUUGAAGAAAUUGGUUAAUUCUACAUGAUUGCAACUUUGCUUAAGCGGGAUGAUAUAUAAAAUAGAUUUAAAUUGGUGAAAAAUAACAAGAUAUAUGAUCUGUUUAAAAUGUGAACUCUUAAGAAAUUUUGAAUAUACAAUUUUGUAUUGAUCAUUUAUGUAUAUUAUGUAAUAAUGUAAAUAUAACUUUUGUUUCCGUUCGUGUGAUUUUUUUUAUUUCUUAUGAACCGUUGCCAUCAUUAUAGUAAACAUCAUGAGAAAAUACAUGAUCUAUAUUCGUCGGCUACUUUUUUUCCUACUCUCCUGUAUUAUUUCAUGAAACAAAAACUUUGUAAAUGUGUUUUGCUUUUGCCUGCGUAAUUAGUUAUUUUAGAGCAAUCAUUUAUGUGCUUAAAUUUGUAUGCUGAUUGUAGCUUCAUGGUAUGACUAUUUUUUAUAGAAUUUGUUUUCAAUUCGUCCUUAUAUUUGAAAGUAUUAAAACUGUGCUGGUAAAUUAUAGAUGAAUGUUACUGACACUGUGCCGAAUAAUUAUGCCAGUGUCAAGGUGACAUUUUCGCAACCGUCUAAGCUGCAUGUAUAGAAAAUUUGAAAUUUGUAAUAUGAUAGACCAUUGCUUAUAGAGUUUUUAACCACCUUUGUUAUUAAUGUAUGUUACAAGUCAGGUAGGAUAUUUACCUUUAAAAAAAAAUUUCUACAGGAAAAAAAAUUACAUAGGAUUUCUGUAGGAUUUUUAGAAAUUUUCAAUAUUUCCUGUAGGAAAACUAUCAUUAUUUUCCUUGUGGAUAUUAAUUUUUAAAGGCAAAUAUAUCGCAUGUCAGGUGGAACACAAUCAAAAUUAAAGUGGUUAUAUACCUUAAAGACAAUGGUCUAUUAUUUGAUAUAUAUGGAUUUUUAAACAUCUUAAACGGGUGAAAAAUGGCACCUUCGUACUGGCUUAAUUAUCAGGCACAAUGUUGUAUACAGAACAAAUAAAUACGAUUUUUAUUUUCGUCAUUAUUUCAAGAUCCAAAUGUAUCAAUCACCAUAAGUUUAUUUUUUGUAUCUCAAAGUGUACAUUAUGUGUAUAAUAGAUGCAAC